Molecule: messenger RNA, 2667 nt
Organism: Fusarium vanettenii 77-13-4
Lineage: Eukaryota; Fungi; Ascomycota; Sordariomycetes; Hypocreales; Nectriaceae
Exons: 8
Source: RefSeq, a predicted model, not a curated record
UACCAGCAGCCGCCUCCCCCAGUGUCGCACCAAGCGCACGGUGGUGCCUACACUCCAGGCAGUUCUGUCGUUUCAUACCCCAGCCAGCCCUUCCAACAUCCCUAUCAACAACAGCCCGUGUCACCUCCCACGAGCUCUCUUUCAGCUCAAUCCGGCGGUUAUCAAGUCCCUGUAGGACAACAGCAGCCCAUUCCCCUUGGACAAGUGCAGCACCAAAACACCAUGCAAUACCAACAGCAGCAGCAGCCCAUGUAUGGUGGGCAGCAGGGUGUCGUCUAUCAGCAACAAGGACAAGGCAAUGGACAGCAGGACGGAACAAUGCAAACCAAAGGUGCCAUCGUCCCCGUGUCUGCCACGCCGCUGUCGCCUCUGAAUAGCUCCGAGGAUGGCGAAAAAGGCGAGAAGGAGUUCCCAAUCAAGCUCAAGGGUUCCCGUCACUUCUUCGAGCCUCGAAGCGUCUUUCGAUGGCGCAAUCCCGUGCUGUACCAGAAGCCCGGGUACAACUUUACCGACACUGAGACCAAGAUGAGACAUCGCGACUAUGCUGGUCGUGUCUCAUACAAGGCCCGGUCCGAUCGAUAUCUGCAUCACAAUGACGGCUACCUUCGCAACAUGUAUGUCGCAGCGACCGAUGACAUUUAUGAAGGGCCAGGAACUUCCACUUGGAAGAGGACCUAUGUACGCAAGGUUGCGCCUAUGAAGGUGCGAAUCGCAACCUGGGUCAUUGACUUUAGCUAUGACCCCCAGAGCUGGGAGGACUGGGGCAUCAUGGUGCUCAGAGCUCUUCCUGCGGCCAUUGCCAUGGCUCUUGUGUUCUGGGACGGUAAACCCACCGUUAUCAAGCGAAACCUCUGCUACGCUCCAGUCCUGUACAACUACCAUGGUGAUGCCAAGGUCUGGAGCAACCUGUUGGAGAACCGCAAGGGUCUCUCCCUCAUGGCCCGGAACAACCAGGUCUAUCGCAUGCUGCGCCCGCGAUACCUGUGCUUCCUUCGCGAGCCCUUCAACGACGAGAACAGGGGAGUCGACGUCCGCAGUGUUGUUGAGUGGGAGAACAGCGACGGUCGGGAUGCCAACCUGGCCUACCUGUUUGUCGCUUACUCGACUGAGCACUUUAGUCACAGCUCUGAGCAGGACAUGAUGGCUCUCCAUCACAUCGCCGAGACUGCUUGUCGAGCUGCGAAGCUGCCCGCGUACUGGAUUGCCUGCAGUUGCAUGCGUGAUGAGAGUGAGCUGGAGUCUGAUGUCUACCGCAUCUCUGAUGUUCUUCGCGGCUCCAGCAGUAUGAUAAUCGCUGUUGGAAGAGGUAAGACGGCGAUGUCCUCGGGCAAGGCCAACACGGAGUCUCUCCUUCGUGAAUGGGGCAGCCGAAUGUGGACCUUCCCCGAGGUUCUUCUCAGCCCCGGCCGAAGCAUCUCCAUCUAUACUCGCGACAGUGACCUGUCGUCUCCGCUGGUGGUUGCAAAGAACCAGUUCGCUGCUCAGGUCUGGACGUAUAUGGACCCAGAUGUGGCCCGUCACUUGAUUGACCACUACCUGGGCACCAUCAGCCUGAGCCGACUGGAACAAGCUGUUCUCGCCCUCAAGUGUCUGUACAGCCGUCACACAACCGAGUAUCUUCCCGGUGACCAGGCCUAUGCCCUCAUGGGUCUUCUGAGGCUUCGACCCCAGGUUGACCGAACCGACACUGCCUUCCAGGCUUUCUCCAGACUGUCUCUGGCCAAUGACUCGGAUAGACUCCUCGAGCGCUACAUCUGCACUCUGCCUGUGGACAAGGAUCAGCCAUGGUACAACAUGGAGGAUGCGUACGAGUCCUCGCUCUGGGAUAUCACUCCUUACUGCCAGGUGGCUGGUAUUGCAGAGAAUGACACCAUCGUCAUUGAUGGAGCUUGGGGCAUCUCCAUCCGCUGGAAGACCUUCUACCCCGUCUAUUGGUCAACUGGACCAUCCUGGAAGAGAUGGCUUGCUGGUCUCGCCGUCGAAUGGAAUGGUGCCUUCUUCAUCAUCGCCAUCGCUCUCAUUGCCACUGGCGCACAGGCUGGCCCAUACGGUGCAAGCACCAUCGCCCCUGGUGUGAUUUUCCUGCUCCUAUUCCUUUAUAUCUGGAUGGUCACACCUGGUCUGGUGCGAGUCAUCUAUGGCGGCAAGUUUGCCGACACCCAGGCUGAGAUGUUUGGCUUUGAGGGUCACCUCAACUCCCCAACCAUCGAACGUGCCAUCUUUGGCGGCAACUUUGGGAGAUUCUCCUGGAGCACCCAUGGAAGCCCUCUGAGCCGAAGCGUCAUUAACGAGUAUGGCGAGCGUGUUGGUAUUGACCCUUGCAAGGACCCCGAGAUCCGAAUGAAGGUUGAGGCGGCCAAGAAUGCCCGUCCUGGUGAAAAGAGGAUCUUCACCCUUGUUGACACCUACAACAUGGAGCUGACCCUCUUCGAGGCCGUCAGACCCCCCGUGACUCUCAUGUUCUGUGCCUCUGAGGGUGGUAUGCAGCGAGCCAUCGGAUGCUCAUAUGAGUGGGAGACGCAGACCAUGUACCGCGAGACGGUGCUGAGGAUGCCCACUACCGCUCUGAACCGCAUGGACCGAGUUCCCCGGUUCCGCCUUGGAAUCCAGCGUCCAGUGUACUCUUCUGUCCCAGCCACUACCGCUGCCCCAGGGAGUGCGGUUUAA